Tuber melanosporum (Perigord truffle) is the source of this 2156-nucleotide messenger RNA. RefSeq lists its product as uncharacterized. The transcript is spliced from 4 exons. NCBI's taxonomy places the organism in Eukaryota, Fungi, Ascomycota, Pezizomycetes, Pezizales, Tuberaceae. The record is from RefSeq and is a predicted model, not a curated record. Bases 363 to 1526 code for a protein of 387 amino acids.
CCCCAUCCCUGAAAAUAGGCCUACAGAGAGGCACUCCACCAUUCCGGUGAAGGCUGCCCACACCGCCAACCACCCUAUCCUCAAGAACGCGCUUUGGAAGGGGUCGGUUGCUCCUGAGAUUCUUGCUUUGUGCAACGAGGCGAGUCGUGGCAUCCGCGUCUCGACGAUGCUGCCUGUGCGUUUCUCUACCCUUGAUGAAGACGGCAAGGACGUAUUCGACGACCACAUUGUUCUGUGGAUCUCCGUUCAUCCUGGCAGCGCCAAGAGACCAGCUGCCGUGAUGCCAACGCCCCCAUCCUCGACUCGACAUCUUCGCCAAAUACGACAUCCACGACGUCGCAGUCUACUGGAUCGAGGGCGCCAUGGAGUCGCUCGCUGGUCCUCCUGAGAUGAUGCCGGUCACCAGAGACACCAACCCGACUCAUUGGCUCCGUCGAGCUCUCACAGCCGCCCUGGGCGUCCCCCUCGCUGCGCAGGACAUGGCGGACACUGACUCGCAGGGCUCACUCGGUCUCUACUUCCACCGUGGUAAGGACCGACAGGGAAAUAAGAGCAAGGACGUCUUGGCGUUUACCAACAAGCAUGUCGUGUCCAAGAAGACCAACGAGGACUACAAGUACAGUGGCCGCCAAGGUGAACGUAAGCAGUACAUCCGUAACUGUGGUCAUCGUCGCUUUGAGAGGCUCCUCAACGAGGCUCGUGCCCUGCUUGCUGAGAAGCUCGGUGACGCCAAGUUGUUCGCCGAGCAGCUUGCGGAGCUGGUGGCGGAUCCACCUGAGGAGGAGGAUGCGGAUUACAACAGGGACUUGAAGGAUAAGGAGCAGCAGUUGCAGAAAGCGGAGUCGGACGUUGGUAUCCUCGAUGACUUCCUCAAGCUCCUCAAGUCCACCUGGAGCGAUGCCUUCGAUCGUAUCAUCGCCUGGAUCGACUGGGCACCCAAGAUCGCCAAUGACGCCGACCCCCGCCGCUACUCUCGCGAUAUAGGUGUCAUGACGCUCGAGCGGGACAAGUUCGUCAAGAACUUCAAAGGAAAUGUCGUCUACCUUGCUGGCAAGUUCACCCGCGCCGAGAUCAACACUUGCUUCUACCCCAACGCCGCCAACCCCCCCGUAUUCCAGUACCCAAAGGACCAUCUCCUCAGGCUCUCGGGUGUCGUCGACGCCGCAGCCCUCUCGAACCCCGUUGCCAAGGAAAGGCAGGCGACUGACCUUACCUUUGGUCGCCAGUCCGAGCUCGAGGCUUACACCUGUAGGGAUCUCGAAGGCUCGUCCUGGGAGGUCGCAGUCCUCAACUGGGGGGGCAACAAACACGGUAAUUUCUCGGCUAAGGGGGAUUCUAGCUCAGCUAUCUUCAACGCGGAGGGGAAGCUGGUCGCUCUCUUGCACUCCGGAAUGCCCCGUGGCAUGUCCAACCAUGUCACCUUCGGAGCCCCUGGUCACUAUGUCAUGGAGCUCGUCUUGGAGGAGUACCCCGAUGCCGAUUUCGCCCGCUUGAAGUUCGAAGAAGACGAGGCCACUGCCGCCUAAAGCCUCCAAGUCGGUUUUUUUUUUUUCGUUGUUUCCGCCUCCAUCAUCACUGUCUUUUCUCCUCGACUUUUUUUUCUAUCCUAUGAUCGUUGGUUUCAAACGCGUGUCUUUUCACGGUCGUUGCGCUGCAAACAUCUACGACGAUUCCGCACGCUUCGGUUUUGUGCACGAAGGUGUCGAAUGAUAUCAUCUUUGCUAGGGCAUACAGGCACACUUAUCACCCGUCCCGUGAGACGCCUUUCCAUCUCAGCCUGAAUAUGGGGUCUCCCAGUCACCGAUGUUCGCGUGCCCGGGGACUUCUCGAGGAUCUGUUUCAACGGAUUAAAGAUUGACCCGAUGGACCGCUGCAUAUUCAUCUAGGGCGUCAUUGCAUGUAGGGAUGGGGAGAAAUCGCAAGCGGAGUGGUGCACCCACAUGUAUCGGCACGGCCACACUAAUAUCAGCAUUUGUUUAUAACAGCUCUGCGGAACAGGGGGAGAGUCAUCGUGAGCCUAUAGAAGGCAGAUGAGUGGGCAAAUGGUAGACCAUGUUACCUGGCUCCAAAUGGAAGUGCAAGACCACCACAUUAGAGAGAUUUUGGAUCUCCCUUGCUACUGCCCUUCAAAGCGAGAAGGAAACAUGCUGUUGUUA